AUGACUGAAAUGACUGAACAAGAAGACCUAAAAUACAAUAACCAAUUCCAUGUGAGCUUCCCAUCACAAUCCAAGAAGAAGAAAAACAAAGAGAAGAAGAGAAAAAGGGAAGAGGAAGAAGAAAGCCAGCUCGACUGUGUUGGAAAGUGGUGGGCAGUCAGAAACUUUGGUGAAAUUUCUGGAACCAUAGAGAUGGAAAUGGACAAAGGAACCUACGUCCCCACCCUUGACAAUGGCCUCUUUAUCCUGGAAGCCCCACACAGAGAAGACGAUGAGGGCCCCAGCCCUCCCGAGCAACUCACAGCAGUCAAGCUGUCAGAUUCCAGAAUUGCCCUGAAGUCUGGCUAUGGAAAGUACCUCAGAAUAAAUUCCGAUGGCCGGUUUGUGAGGCAAUCGGACAUAGGACCCCGCGAGCAGUGGGAACCGGUCUUCCAGGAUGGGAAGAUGGCUUUGCUGGCUUACAACAGCUACUUUAUCAGAUGUGAUGAAGGAGGUGAUAUGGAAGCCAAGAGCAAGACUGCAGGGGAAGAAGAAAUGAUCAAGAUACGCUCUUGUGCAGAAAGAGAAAACAAGAAAAAAGACGACAUUCCCGAAGAGGACAAAGGGAAUGUGAAGUAUUGUGAAAUCAACUACAUAAAGAAAUUCCGAAGUUUCCAAGACCAUAAACUAAAAAUAAGCAAAGAAGACAGCAGAGUUCAAAAGGCCCAGAAGGACAGACUUUUUCACGAGACAUUCCUGGACAGGAGAGUCAAGUUGAAAGCCGACAGAUACUGCAAGUGA
Messenger RNA from Dromiciops gliroides (monito del monte), 780 nucleotides. Its product is annotated as protein FRG1-like. Lineage: Eukaryota; Metazoa; Chordata; Mammalia; Microbiotheria; Microbiotheriidae. The record is from RefSeq and is a predicted model, not a curated record. Gene Ontology annotation, molecular function: actin filament binding. Gene Ontology annotation, cellular component: striated muscle dense body; catalytic step 2 spliceosome; nucleolus.